This is a messenger RNA of Callorhinchus milii (elephant shark), 2051 nucleotides long. RefSeq names its product coronin, actin binding protein, 2Ba (gene coro2ba). Gene Ontology annotation, molecular function: actin filament binding. The transcript is spliced from 12 exons. Bases 385 to 1824 code for a protein of 479 amino acids. The record is from RefSeq and is a predicted model, not a curated record. Lineage: Eukaryota; Metazoa; Chordata; Chondrichthyes; Chimaeriformes; Callorhinchidae. Gene Ontology annotation, biological process: actin filament organization.
GUGUGUGUGUGUGCCUUUAUGUUCUUUGGCCUGAAAAGAACAAUCUCUCUCCCUCUGUCUCCUUUCUCUCUCACUCUCUCCUCCUAUGGUGAGGAUUCCUCUAACCUCAGCCUCCUACCAAGUAGCUCAUCCAUUAUGAAUGAAAACUGACAUCAUUCCCCCAUCAAUAAGCCAGGCUCGGGCUGGGAGAAGCAGAGUCAAAGGGGAUUUGUAAGUGCUCUCCCUCCCACCCUCCAUCCAGUGGCAGAGCUGGUUACACUGCAGAGGGACCCCCCCCCCAACCAGCAUCACUCAUUCUCUCUCUCUGUGUCUCUCCUGUUCGUGUCUCUAUCUGUCUGUCUCUUUUACUUGUGGAAUCCACUCGACCAAGGACACAGUUUCUGCAUGACUGUCACAAAGAUGUCAUGGCGCCCGCAGUAUCGCAGCUCCAAGUUCCGGAACGUUUACGGGAAAGUGGCAAACCGGGAGCACUGCUUUGAUGGCAUCCCCAUCACCAAAAACGUCCACGACAACCAGUUCUGUGCCGUCAACGCCAAGUUCAUCGCUGUAGUGACAGAGAGCGCCGGGGGAGGGGCUUUCCUGGUCAUCCCCCUCAGUCAGACAGGACGAAUCGAUCCGCUUUACCCCAAAGUGUGCGGUCACCAGGGCAAUGUGCUGGACAUCAAGUGGAAUCCGUUUGUGGAGAACGUCGUAGCCUCCUGCUCGGAGGACUCGUCUGUCCGACUAUGGGAAAUCCCGGCGGGGGGGCUGAAGAGGAACAUGACCGAAGCGGUUCUGGAGCUGUACGGACACAGCCGGCGAGUGGGGCUCAUUGAGUGGCACCCAACAACCAACAACAUCCUAUUCAGCGCAGGCUACGAUUACAAGGUGUUGAUCUGGAACCUGGACAUUGGGGAACCUGUCAAGAUGAUAGACUGUCACCGGGAUGUCAUCCUCUGUCUGUCCUUCAACACGGACGGCAGUCUGGUGGCCACCUCCUGUAAGGACAAGAAGCUGAGGGUCAUCGAGCCGCGCUCCGGUCGCAUCCUGCAGGAAGCGAGUUGUAAGAGCCACAAGGUCAAUCGGGUGGUUUUCCUGGGCAAUAUGAAGCGGAUCCUGACGACCGGUGUCUCUCGCUGGAACACACGGCAGAUCGCGCUCUGGGAUCAGGAAGACCUGUCGAUGCCGAUGGUGGAGGAAGAGAUCGAUGGGCUGUCCGGUCUCCUCUUCCCUUUCUACGACAGCGACACUCACAUGUUGUACCUGGCCGGAAAGGGCGAUGGGAACAUCAGAUACUAUGAAAUCAGCAGUGAGAAGCCGUACCUGCAUUACCUCAUGGAGUUUCGCUCCCCUUCUCCACAAAAAGGGAUGGGCGUGAUGCCCAAACACGGGCUGGACGUGUCUGCGUGUGAGGUGUUCAGGGUUUACAAGCUGGUCACGCUCAAGGGCCUCAUCGAACCCAUCUCCAUGAUCGUGCCAAGGAGGUCAGAAACAUACCAGGAGGACAUUUACCCUAUGACAGCGGGAACGGAGCCGGCCCUCACCGCCGACGAGUGGCUGGGCGGCACGAACAGAGAUCCCAUCCUCAUGUCCCUGAAGGAAGGCUACAAAUCCACCAACGUUGCUUUCAAAGCCCCUAAGAGAGACAAGAAGAGCGUGGUGGUGAACGGCAUCGACCUGCUCGAGAAUGUGCCGCCCAGAACGGAAAACGAGCUCCUGCGGAUGUUUUUCCGGCAGCAGGAUGAGAUCCGGAGGCUGAAGGAGGACCUGAGCCACAAGGAGGUGAAGAUCCGGCAGCUGGAGCUCGAGCUGAUGAACCUGAGGAACAGCCCGAAGAGCGUGUGAGCCUGGGGCUCACCAACACCUCCUUAUACCACCUCCACCUCGCCCAACCCCCUUCCCCACCUCCCCUCCCGCUUCACCAGCCCGCUCUAACAAUCAAGACUUGGGGAGGGGGGGGCAUUUUCCAAGCUUCAAGACCCCCGAACACAGGAAACCCCAUAAACCGGAGAAUUCCUUUUCCCUUUUUAUAUAUAAUAUAUAAACCCCUUGUAUUUUUUUCCUCCUGGAUC